Molecule: messenger RNA, 1471 nt
Organism: Trichogramma pretiosum
Lineage: Eukaryota; Metazoa; Arthropoda; Insecta; Hymenoptera; Trichogrammatidae
Product: lysosomal aspartic protease-like
Exons: 8
Coding region: 32-1222 (396 amino acids)
Biological process (GO): cell death; proteolysis
Cellular component (GO): lysosome
Molecular function (GO): aspartic-type endopeptidase activity
Source: RefSeq, a predicted model, not a curated record
UUGUAACGACGAGACUCUUCUCUUUAUCAAAAUGAAAUUAAUAACAUAUACUUGUGCUCUAUUAGUUAUUCUUAUAUUAGAAGUGGAGGGAAAACUCGAAUUGGAUAUUUUCAAAACUGACGUAUCGUCGACCAUCGGCAAGCAUCAUGGGCGUUACAUCCGCAGUGCUUUGACGGGACUGGAGGGAAAUUAUCCGUGGAAAAACGAUUCCGCAGAUAUAUAUAAAUUCAUGAAUGGCGAAUACUAUGGCUUGAUAAAAGUCGGCUCACCGGCGCAACAAUUUCGCGUGAUGUUCGACACUACUUGGAGCGACGUAUGGUUACCCUCAUCCCAUUGUGCAUGGACCGAAAUCGUUUGCCAGCUGCACAACCGAUACGACGGCUCGAAGUCAUCGACGCACGUAGAAAACGGCACGAUUAUCAAUCUGAACUCUUCGGCGCUAUCGUUGGGUGGUAUAUUGUCAACCGACAACUUUCACUUACAAAAUAUUGAGAUCGUCAAUCAGACGUUCCUCGAGGCCACCCACAUAUCGCUCAAUCCGUUCGUAAAAUACAAGUCCGACGGUAUCGUAGGUCUGGCCUACAAGGAACAGUCCGGCUGGCCCGGAGUCACUCCUUUCUUUUACAAUUUAAUGGCACAGAACUUGAUCGAGGACUACGUGUUCACGUUUUACAUGAACAGAGACGCGACGACCGACAGAGCCGGCAAGGUACUUUUCGGCGCCACGGCCCGUACGAAAAUCGUCCCGGACACCCUAACAAAGCUCGAGGUCGUCGAGCCGCACAAAUUGUGGAAAGUCAAAGUCGGAGGGAUAUUCGCGACGAAAAGCAAGAAGGAGUAUCCGAUAACGGGCGAGACAUAUGCCGUGUUUGACUCGGCGGCCAACACAAUUGUUGGGCCUUCUGAACUGAUAAAAAAGCUCAACUACAUGCUUCAAGCCGUCUACAUAAGUGGACUAGAUAGAUAUUCGGUGAAUUGCCGAGAAUAUGCCAAAUUGCCUUCGGUGACUUUCGUGAUGAACGGACAGAACUUUGAAAUACAGUCAAAGUACUACGUGCAACGCGUUGUCGUCGAAAGCAUCGAAGCCUGCUUCAGUCCAUUUAUUGAGAACGAAGAUCCCACAGCUGACUACUGGGAAUUGGGUGGUGCUUUCAUGAUGGAGUUUUAUACUGAAUUUAAUAUGAACGAGCACGCUGUCUAUGUGGCUAAAACUAUUUUCUGAAGAAGAAAAAAUUAUCUAUCCUUUUACCUACACUUGUUCAUGUCUAUUUUAAUACGUCACGAUAAUGAUACUUUUUUUAAUACUUUUUAAAUAAAAUGAAGACUUACAUUUUCAAAAACAACGCGCCUUACUUUUAUAGUAUCCGUUGGCUGAUGAAAGAAUGCAGAUAUUUUUCAAGCAAGAGGUCUGAUCUCAAUCCUCAUUUCUAGCUUAUAUUUGUGUGACAUGUGAUCAUAAUGCGCAGACUCC